Periophthalmus magnuspinnatus is the source of this 2627-nucleotide messenger RNA. It is a transcript of the gene mmadhca, whose product is annotated as metabolism of cobalamin associated Da. Gene Ontology annotation, biological process: cobalamin metabolic process. The transcript is spliced from 8 exons. Gene Ontology annotation, cellular component: mitochondrion. The record is from RefSeq and is a predicted model, not a curated record. Bases 84 to 989 code for a protein of 301 amino acids. NCBI's taxonomy places the organism in Eukaryota, Metazoa, Chordata, Actinopteri, Gobiiformes, Gobiidae.
GUCACUUCCCAUAGAUAGCAAAAGCGAAAAACUGCUUCGACCUCAAGCGGUUUAACAUUAAACACAGAAAAAGGCCAACCACGAUGUCCACUACGGUGCUUUGUGGUGGCAGGCGGUUGGUCAUCUCAAAGACCACAGGACGUCAAACACUCGCUGCUCUCAGGGUCACGAAAACUAGGACUUUUUCUGCUGCAAGUUCAGACGAGCCUUAUAUUGCUGCUUCACCUGCAGACUCAGGUCAAAGGACAGUAUGGCCAGACGAGAGCAUGGGACCAUUCGGACCUCAAGACCAGCGUUUUCAGUUACCAGGCAACGUGGGGUUUGACUGUCACCUGGAGGGACUCAAUCAAAGCAAGAAAACUCCACAAAACGUCCACAAAACUGUCCCCGACGUCCUCACAGCGCCCAGCAGCUCAGAGAGGCACCAUUUUGUCCUCGCGCAGUUCGUUAAUGAGUUUCAUGGAAAACUUGGUCCUAUUGCCACAAGAGUCCAGAAAGCAGAUCAUUACUUCAAUCAAACAGAGACAGACUGCACAAUAAACUCCUGUCCAGAGCUACUAAGAAAAGACCUGGAAUUGAUGUUCCCGACGGUGCCCCCCUCCGCCAUCACCGUGGUAACCGUCACACAGAAGAGCAGUCGCCUUGACGAUGUGCGGCAGGACGACCACCAGCUGUUUGACCGCUUUGUAAAUGGUGCUAAAGAGAUGUGCUUCGCUCUGUGGACAGCAGGAUACUGGGCCGACUUCAUAGACCCAACGACAGGGACAGCUUUUUUUGCAUCUACAUCGAGUCAAAAUCCCCUGAGCACAGAGGAGGAGCUGAGGAACCUCGGCUUUCACAUUGAAGUCUCUGCGUCCUGUACGGUGAUCAGACACAUCCUCAGAGGAACACCUAUGUUUGUAGGGACUGUUUUCACCAACGCACCGACCCACAGCGCUGCUAUCGCCCGGCUACAGGGGGUAACGAAUGUACUGGACGAGGAGGAAUAGCAAUUUUAGUGUGUUUAUGAUAUAUUGGUUAAGCUUUACUUUGUAACACAGUAAGAACAUGGGAAUAGCUUGGUAAAUGGGGUAACAAUGAAUUGGUUAUUGGCGAUAUCAGAGAGUUUUCCCAGAUAUCAGUCCAAUAUUGAAAAUUUAGCCAAUAUUUGGCACCUGCAUUGUUUCAGAUUUGUCUUUUUGAAUAGACUAAUGAAAACAAAUAUGGCUGAAUGUUGAUACAGUCAUUCAACAAAUGAUUUUAUAUCCCAGAAAAAUACAUUUUGUUUCCCUUCCUUGUACUAACGAGGCUUGAACUUGCCUUGCUUCUGAGAUUAGACAAGUUUGGGCAUUUCAGACAAGAUCAGGUAAAAAAAACAAAAAACAUUUUGUUGUUAAUAUCAAAAAAGCUGAUUAUACACAAUAAUAAUGCAAAUCUGUGCCAUCGGCCCCUCCAACCACGACCAGCAGUCACACAUACCACUUUCAUACUUGACAAUGUGGGUGAAGUGCCUUGUCUAAGGACACAAUGAGAGUUUUUCCCAUUGGCAUACCACACUAAAUAAAAGUAAGACAAGUGUAAGCUUUCAAAUAAGGGUAUGAAGCAAUAUUUCUGCACAUUUUUUAUACAAUACACAACAUAUGCGUUGGAGCACAUUUCUCACUGACUGAAAAAAAUGGGCAUAAUAUUGUCUUUGAGAGAGCCCAAAAAAGUUAUUUAUUUUUUAUCAAUAUCGCACUGUCCUAUUGGUUUCAUAAUAUCACCAAAAAAAUACUAACCAUGAUUAUGAAUUUGCGGUCUUCAUAUUGGUUUUGGGAAAAGCAUAUUACUAUGAACUCGAGUAGACAAAUGUGCCCUGUUACCAUUUUUCUGUCAUUAUUACACUUUUAUUACCAACCUACUCUAUGCUAUUACUGUGCUAUUACCACGCUAACUGUGCUGUAAAGUAAAGUGAUGUUUUAAGCCAAAAAGGCCUUUAUUUAUGUUUAGUUUAAGCUACCUGUGCACUGCAAAAAGUAUCAAAAUAUGUUAAAAUGACCUGAAUUCAGAACAUAGUUAAUAAUUUUAUAUUGUUUAGGUCUAAUUAUAAUGGCUUGGGUCUUUGAAGAUGCCCAAAAUGCUUUAAAAUGCAAUAUUCAUUCACCCCACAACAUAUUUAAACAUUUGGCAAGAUGAGUCAAGUGUCUUACUAAAGGACACAACAAUAAUAUGCCAUUGUAACUAAAUCUAAAUCUCACAAACUAAACUUCACAAUUGAAGCUUUGGUAUUCAAGUCAUGGAGACAUUUCUUUUUCCAGUGUAGUAGAGUUGGUCCUGCUGCAGUGAACAGUCGUCUGAUAUGUGCUUGUUUGUCUAAGGGACUUUAAUAUAAUCUAAUACUGAGAAUGUGAAUUGCUUGUGUUGUCCUAAUACUUUGAAUGCAACGUUUUCAGAUUUAUUACCUCAGUGAAAUGGACACACUACUUUGACUGCAGCUGAUAGUCUCUUUUAACUAUCUAGGGCCAAAGAACAGCACUCUAGUUUUAAUAAGAUUUUCAGGUUCAAAACACUUUCCUUUUACAGUAUUUCAAAGCAACAAACUGUACAUAAUGGUUUUAUUGAAGCACUUGUUACUGUCAAGAAAUAAAGUGACUUCCUAUUAUAUGAAA